This is a messenger RNA of Belonocnema kinseyi, 872 nucleotides long. Its product is annotated as ribonuclease Oy-like. The coding region runs from base 120 to 872 and encodes 250 amino acids. Gene Ontology annotation, cellular component: extracellular region. NCBI's taxonomy places the organism in Eukaryota, Metazoa, Arthropoda, Insecta, Hymenoptera, Cynipidae. The transcript is spliced from 4 exons. Gene Ontology annotation, biological process: RNA catabolic process. The record is from RefSeq and is a predicted model, not a curated record. Gene Ontology annotation, molecular function: ribonuclease T2 activity; RNA binding.
AAAAAAAUAUUGCCCGAACUCAAAUAUCUCGCGAGUUAGCACCCGCUGAAGGUGACUCUUUUCGACCUAUAUUUUUGCAGGUUUCAAUCCUGGUAAUACUUUCUGGAAAUUUUUCGACCAUGGAUCUUCUAGAUAUUUGGAAAUAUCUCCUUUUCCUAAUUGGAUUUUUAGAAGAAUAUCCAAAGGAUGGCGCUUUUAAUAAUAAUUCAGAAAUCAAUAGCAGCAAAUCCUUCGAUGUAAUUAUCUUCACCCAGAGUUGGCCCAAAACAGUGUGUUUUGAUUGGCAGGAAAGUUCAGAAUCACACAAAUGCAGUUUGCCAGCCAAAAGCCAAUGGUCCAUUCAUGGACUUUGGCCAACUGAAUUACACACAGUAGGUCCAAAUUAUUGCAAUAACAAAAUAAAAUUCGACGCAAAACGUCUGCAAAAUAUAAGAGAAGAAUUAAAAGUUAAAUGGAUUGAUGUGCAUGAUGGAGAGCACCCAGAAUCAUUCUGGAAACACGAAUGGAUUAAGCAUGGAACUUGUUCAAUUAAUCUCGCCCACCUUAAUUCGGAGGAAAAAUAUUUCCGAACUGGUUUGGAAUUGUUUGACAAAUAUGCCAUGAACAAUGUACUUGAAAAAGUGAAUAUUUUACCUGGAAAAGAAUAUCCUGUCGAACAAUUCCUGGACGGAGUCCUUGAUGUUUUAGGAGUUGAAAGUGUGGUUGUAUGUCGCAAAAAUCGGAAAACCCAGGAACAAUACAUAAUGGAAAUAAGAGUCUGCCUCGACAAGGAUUUAAAUUUGGUGAAUUGCCAUGGAAUCCACGAUUUUCCAACUAAUUGUAACCGUACAAAAAAUGUAAUUUAUUUAGACACUCCACCGAAAUUAUUUUAA